AAUUCUUUCCUCUCCUCUCCUCCCUUCAGACCUUCACUUUGUGCCAUAAGCCAAAUUUAUGAUUUUGGUUUCAAUAACAUCACCAAUGGCGAUGCUCUCUCUACGAUCUCCAAGCUCUAUGCCGCUCAUUUCUUCCUCUGUUUCUCAUAUAUGCUCGAAACCCUUCUUUCAGUUACCAUCAUCUUCGAAUUCGAUUGCUUCUGUUCCUCUUACCAAAUUAAAAUCCAUUUACACUUCCGUUUUGCCGAUCUUUAGACCCCGCUUGGUUUCCGCGAGAGCAGCCACUGGAGCCACCGAUUCAGUCAUAGAUUACAGAGAAGAUAUCGGUGAGAUUCUCGGCGAUGUCUCCAUCUUCACUGCUUCUGGCCAGCGUGUGCAAUUUAGUGAUCUCUGGGAACAGAACGAUGGAAUCGCUGCUGUUGUGCUUUUGAGGCAUUUCGGAUGCGUUUGCUGUUGGGAACUUGCUACUGCUUUGAAAGAAGCGAAACCGAGAUUUGAUGCAGCUGGUGUUAGAUUGAUAGCUGUUGAUGUUGGAACUCCUGAUAAGGCUCGUAUACUUGCUACUCGGUUACCUUUUCCCAUGGAAUGUCUCUAUGCGGAUCCUGAACGCAAGGCAUACGAUGUUCUUGGAUUAUACUACGGUUUAGGCCGCACUUUCUUCAAUCCAGCUAGUAAAAAGGUCUUCUCAAGAUUUAAAGAGAUUCGUGAAGCUACAAAGAAUUACACCAUAGAAGCCACUCCUGAAGACAGAAGCAGUGUGUUGCAACAGGGAGGUACGUUUGUAUUCAGAGGCAAGAAACUGUUGUACGGUCGAAAAGACGAAGGCACUGGAGAUCAUCCAUCUCUCGAUGAUGUUAUCAAUGUCUGCCGCAAAACCGCUGUUGCUUGAAACAUAUUUGAUCAUAACUCUCUCUAAUUUGUUUGUCCUAAAUACUUCAAAUCACUGUAUAGGUAUGAAAUAGUGUCUGUCUAUAUUUCUUAAAUUUUGGAUAAAGUAUCAACACAAAUACAAUAUAUGUCCCCAAGUCCAGUGUUCUCCGCUCUUUUAGUUUGGAAGAUGUCGACAAUUCAUUGAAACCAAA
Camelina sativa (false flax) is the source of this 1082-nucleotide messenger RNA. Its product is annotated as thioredoxin-like protein AAED1, chloroplastic. The record is from RefSeq and is a predicted model, not a curated record. Gene Ontology annotation, cellular component: chloroplast. NCBI's taxonomy places the organism in Eukaryota, Viridiplantae, Streptophyta, Magnoliopsida, Brassicales, Brassicaceae.